This is a messenger RNA of Penicillium cosmopolitanum, 747 nucleotides long. RefSeq lists its product as uncharacterized. The transcript has a single exon. The coding region runs from base 1 to 747 and encodes 248 amino acids. The record is from RefSeq and is a predicted model, not a curated record. NCBI's taxonomy places the organism in Eukaryota, Fungi, Ascomycota, Eurotiomycetes, Eurotiales, Aspergillaceae.
AUGGAUAACAACUUUCAACAGGCAGCCCAAUAUGGUGGCAAUAUCACAACCAACGAUGAUAAUACUAUCACGCGCAGCAAUCUGCGCAACUGUGCCGUUACUAGCUCCUACGUGAAGCGUAGCACCUUUGACGACUGCGUCUUGGUGCAGGUGGGCUCAGCAUCUCGCGCAACAGGGAAGAAGUCUCACUUCCACAGCGUGACUUCGGUUAAGCGCAGUGAGGUGACAGAAAGUACGCUUCUUGAAAAGAGUUCCGCACAUCGAAGUACCAUCAAAACUUCCACGGUCCGAGAUGCGAGUACCAUCACGACUAGUACUGUGACGGGAUCAACCAUCUCGCACAGUCAACUCAGAAGGGCUAAAGUCAAGAAUUGUGAUGUGGAGGAUUGUAUAAUUUCUCGGUCCUCUUUCGAGGGCAUGGUUCUUAAAUAUGGAGUGUGGAAAAGGGGUCAGCUUAUCGGGAAGGUUGGAGAUAAAGAACCCGUCGCGAUUCGAAAAGAUGAUCCACGUCUGACUGUGGGUAUUACCUGUUUAUAUGUCAUUUCUCUAAGUGGUGCUAACGUUUGCCGUCUACAGUCGAGUCGUGAUGCCGGGCCAUCUUCAAACAUCACUGCUAUACCGGAGCUCGAUUCUAAAUCAAAGGGCCCGCUACCAGUUCACGAUUUGGAUCGAAUCGAUUCAGCCGAGAGCGCUGAGAGCGAGGAUUCCGAUCUCUCGGAAGAUCUCCCUCCUCCGUAUAAAGUUUGA